AUGACUGGAGGCCAGAUCUUUCACGAGAUGAUGUUGAAACAUGGCGUCAAGCAUAUUUUUGGCUAUCCAGGAGGCGCGAUCUUGCCCGUGUUUGACGCUCUUCACGAAUCCCCCGUCAUAGACUUUGCCUUGGUCAAACACGAGCAAGGUGCAGGCCACACGUGCGGUAAACCUGGAAUCGUAGUGGUCACAUCUGGCCCUGGAGCCACGAACCUCAUCACACCCCUCCAAGACGCCCUCAUGGACGGCACGCCAAUGAUCGCCUUCUGCGGUCAGGUACCGACGUCAGAUCUUGGAAAGGACUCGUUUCAGGAGGCAGACGUCAUGGGACUCGCCAGAGCGUGCACGAAAUGGUGUGUGCAGCCUCAGACCGUCGAUGAGCUACCACGCUGCAUCGACGAAGCAUUCCAGGUUGCCACGACAGGAAGACCAGGCCCUGUGCUUGUUGAUCUUCCCAAGAAUGUCACAGCCUCCGUCCUCGAGAAGUCUAUACCCCUGUUACGCCAAAGUAGGAAACGAAAGCCCCUGGAGUCUCUGCUUGAGCGGCAUGCACUCACGGAUAGCUUGAAUCGUGCCGCAUAUCUACUCAACCAAUCCCAAAAGCCAGUGAUAUAUGCAGGCCAGGGCAUACUCUCCCAUCCCGACGGACCUUUACUCCUCAACCGCCUCUCCCAAAUCGCACAGAUCCCAGUCACCACAACGCUACUAGGUCUAGGUGCAUACGACGAGGAAGAUCCUAAGGCUCUGCACAUGCUAGGCAUGCACGGCUCAUGCUACGCCAACAUGGCUAUGCAGGAGGCCGAUCUAAUACUGGCACUCGGCGCCCGCUUUGACGAUCGCAUCACGCGAAAGCUGUCCGGCUUCGCUCCAAACGCACACAAGGCUGCAGCCGAGGGCCGUGGAGGCAUUGUCCAUUUCGAGAUCUGGGAACAUAACAUGAACAAGAUUGUAGAGGCCACUGAGUUGAUUCGAGGCGAUGUAGUUCAAAAUCUUUCUGAAUUUGUAAAGCUUGUGGAUGAGGUGCCGAGGGAGGCCAGAGCUGAAUGGUUGCAACAGAUCGAUGGGUGGAAAGCCAAGUAUCCUUGGGCAUAUGAAAAGGAGGGCGCGAGCGGAAUCGUUAAGCCACAGACUGUCAUCUCGGUGCUCGAUGAUUUGACGUCGGAUGUCAAACACGAGACGGUCAUUGCAACUGGUGUUGGUGCUCACCAGAUGUUUGCGGCUCAGCACUACCGAUGGCGGCAUCCCCGUUCGAUGAUUACCUCUGGUGGGCUAGGAACGAUGGGUUUCGGCCUGCCUGCUGCCAUCGGCGCCAAGGUCGCCCGACCUGAAGCUCUGGUGAUUGAUGUAGAUGGAGAUUCCAGCUUCGCCAUGACCAUGACAGAACUCACCACGGCCAAGUGCCAUGGCAUUGGUGUCAAGGUUUUGAUUCUCAAUAACGACGAGCAAGGCAUGGUUACACAUUCGCAGCAAAUGUUUUUCAACGAUCGCUACGCACACACGCACGGCGCCAACGCCGACUUCGUCAAGUUCGGCGAUGCCGUGGGAGUACAGGCUGAUAGAGUAGAGACGAUUGACGAGUUACGGGAGAAAUUGCAUUGGCUUCUUUUCGAGACUGGAGACGCCCCCGCGCUGUUGGAAGUGAAAGUCGAUCAGAAAGUUCCAAUCUUGCCCAUUGUAAUGCCUGGAACAGCGUUGCAUGAGUUUGUACCCUUUGACGAAGAACGAGAAAAGGCUCGGCGGAUACUGACGAGAGACAGAAGUGGGAGAUAA
Zasmidium cellare ATCC 36951 is the source of this 1770-nucleotide messenger RNA. RefSeq lists its product as uncharacterized. Gene Ontology annotation, cellular component: acetolactate synthase complex; mitochondrion. NCBI's taxonomy places the organism in Eukaryota, Fungi, Ascomycota, Dothideomycetes, Mycosphaerellales, Mycosphaerellaceae. The record is from RefSeq and is a predicted model, not a curated record. The transcript has 8 exons. Gene Ontology annotation, molecular function: magnesium ion binding; acetolactate synthase activity; thiamine pyrophosphate binding. Gene Ontology annotation, biological process: L-valine biosynthetic process. Bases 1 to 1770 code for a protein of 589 amino acids.